Molecule: messenger RNA, 855 nt
Organism: Emericellopsis atlantica
Lineage: Eukaryota; Fungi; Ascomycota; Sordariomycetes; Hypocreales; Bionectriaceae
Product: P-loop containing nucleoside triphosphate hydrolase protein
Exons: 3
Coding region: 349-855 (168 amino acids)
Biological process (GO): poly(A)+ mRNA export from nucleus
Cellular component (GO): cytoplasmic stress granule; nucleus
Molecular function (GO): RNA binding; RNA helicase activity
Source: RefSeq, a predicted model, not a curated record
UUGAUGUUAAGGGAAAGAGGAAGCACGCGAUAGCGCGCCUUUUGAGGGCAGCUGUGUGGGUCAAUGGUGUAGCCUGACUAAGCAGGGUAACAUGCCUGAUUGUCUCGUCUCGUACCUUACCUGUAAACUUCACUUGAACUUCACACGGCAGCUACGGUCAGCCGUAUGACGCAGUAUGACGUUUGUAUUUUGUAGUGAACCACUAAUCGCAUUGUCUCGGAGAGAGCUGUAGUUCCCUUUAUUUAUUUGUUAUGUUAAGUCAAUAUUCAAUCCUCAACUGCGCCACGAAAUUCGCACCCAACGCCCACUCUCUCAGCGACUGGAAUCAAGAGAAUAGGUGUCCUCCUCAUGCUCCCUCCGCAGAUCCAGGUGCUCCUGUUCUCGGCGACCUUCUCCGAGAAGUUGUUCAACUACGGCACAAAAUUCGCACCAGACGCCCACUCUCAAAAGCUGCAACACAGCGAAUUGACCGUCAAGGGAAUCUCCCAGAUAUUCAUCGACUGCCCGAACAAUGAGGACUACGGCAUUGACUUGGUACUAGCUGACCAAGAAAUAGACUCGCGAGAGCGCGAACAGCGCAUGACCACCAAUGGCCACAAGGUCUCAGCGCAGCAUCGAACUUUUCGCCGCCACGGACUAGGACGUCUGCGACGAACUUCUCGCCAAUUCCGCAUCGGCGAGAACAAGGUCCUCAUCACCACGAACGUCCUAGCCCGAGGCAUCGAUGUCUCCAGUGUCUCCAUGGUAAUCAACUACGACAUCCCCAUGAAAGGUCGUAGCGACGAUGAGCCGGACCACGAGACCUACCUCCACCGCAUUGGGCGCACCGGUCGCUUCGGGCGCGUCGGUUGCUAG